Molecule: messenger RNA, 408 nt
Organism: Arabis nemorensis
Lineage: Eukaryota; Viridiplantae; Streptophyta; Magnoliopsida; Brassicales; Brassicaceae
Source: the annotation of a GenBank genome assembly
AUGGAAAACACCGGGAGCAUUAAGCAAGAAGCACCACAGCCUCUUCCUCUUGGGAUCUUUGAGAUACCGGGAGAGCCUGCGGUUGUUAUCAACGGUGUGCCUGAUUGUACGGUUGCCAAAGAUGACGAACCAGUAUCAUCAAGUGGCACUGUAGGAAGUGGUGAAUGGCUUGUGGGUAGACAAGUUCAGAAGUUUUUCUUGGGUCGGUAUUAUUCUGGUACGGUGACAAAGUUCGAGAAAGAAUAUGGGUGGUACAGAGUUGAAUACGAAGAUGGGGAUUCUGAAGAUCUUGACUGGUGUGAGCUUGAAGAAGUACUUUUACCUUUGGAUGUUACUCUCCCACUGAGAUCAAUCUCGUUGUGGAUCAUCAAGAAUCGACAAACACUGGCCCAAGCUUAUGGACGCUAG